Bicyclus anynana (squinting bush brown) is the source of this 4281-nucleotide messenger RNA. It is a transcript of the gene Mtl, whose product is annotated as ras-related C3 botulinum toxin substrate 1. The coding region runs from base 219 to 806 and encodes 195 amino acids. The transcript has 6 exons. Lineage: Eukaryota; Metazoa; Arthropoda; Insecta; Lepidoptera; Nymphalidae. The record is from RefSeq and is a predicted model, not a curated record. Gene Ontology annotation, biological process: small GTPase-mediated signal transduction. Gene Ontology annotation, molecular function: GTPase activity; GTP binding.
CAGAUUACAUAUGUGACAAAACGUCAUUUUGACAUUUGUUACUGGCAAAUGGCAAUUCAGCAUCCAUCUUUCAUUUUCAAUGCAUUUUUUCUAUUUUACGAAUUACGAUCGAAUUUUGGUUUAAAAAGCCUUAAUUCAUUAAAUAAAAGUGAAGAUAAAUUAUAGAUAAUAUAUCAAGUAUUUUUUAACAUCAUCUGAAUAAGCUAUCUGAUAGAAAGAUGUCGUCAGGAAGACCGAUUAAGUGUGUUGUAGUGGGCGAUGGAACUGUCGGUAAAACGUGCAUGUUAAUAUCGUAUACCACGGACAGUUUCCCCGGAGAAUACGUACCAACAGUUUUCGAUAACUAUUCAGCUCCAAUGGUUGUGGACGGAGUGGCGGUUUCCUUAGGGUUGUGGGAUACAGCUGGACAGGAAGAUUAUGAUAGACUGAGACCUUUAAGUUACCCUCAAACUGAUGUCUUCCUUAUAUGCUUUAGUGUAACAAGCCCAUCGUCAUAUGAGAAUGUGACUUCAAAAUGGUAUCCUGAAAUAAAACACCACUGUCCUGAUGCACCUAUUAUUCUUGUUGGUACAAAAAUUGAUCUAAGAGAUGAUCGUGAAACCCUAAGUCUGCUCUCAGAACAAGGCAUGUCUCCUCUGAAGAGAGAACAGGGCCAGAAACUGGCCAACAAAAUAAGAGCUGUAAAGUAUAUGGAGUGCUCAGCUUUGACACAGCGUGGUCUUAAACAAGUGUUUGACGAAGCAGUUCGUGCAGUGCUGAGACCUGAACCACAGAAGCGACACCAGCGGAAGUGUUUAAUUAUGUAAAUAUGAACAUGUUGACACCAAUAUGUCACACGAGCAGGAAUCUCAAAGCAACAGUAAUGAUAUGUUUCUAAACCAGUAUUGGUCUAAGAACCGGCAUAAGGAAUAUAUACCCUCAUCUGUUAUUUAUUUGGGAUAAGAAAUAAAUGAUGGAAAAUAUUCAAAUUGGGACAUUGCAAAUAGGUUGCCUAGUUAAAUUGCAGCCACACACAUAUUUUAUACAAAAUCUAGGAAACCAUGAACUGCAUCAAAAGCAACUUAAAUACAGUAAAAUUAAGCAUAAAAUAAAGCUUUCAUUUGACAUAUUAGACAACUAAAUAACUGAUGAGGUAUUUGUAUAACAUUAUUAACUGUUUAUAUCUGGAAACCCCACAGUUGCAGUGUGAAAGCUGGCAACCUUUACGUUUUUAAUUCUGUUGGGAUUAUUCUUUUAACUAGUGUACAGUUUUUAAUUAAGCAAAGAGGAAAAUAGUUUGAAUAAUCGUUUUAUACUCUAUAUUUAUUAUUAUUAUUUCAUAACUUAUUUGCAUGGAUCUCCUAUUAAAAAGUGAAUGCACAAUCAGCGACCAAAAAACGUCCCCACUCAGUGAGUGAGGAUUGGCACUCAAUUCAAGUAGUCACAUUUGCAAAUUCAAAAAAAGCAAAAUUGGCCAGUAUUUAAGUGAAUUUUUCUCCAUGAUUGUGCGUCCUUUUAUUAUAAGACAUCAAUGCUUAUUUACAAUGUGUCAAUCUGAAUAUUUUCUGUCAUUUAUUUCUUAUCCCAAAUAAAUAACAGAUUAAGGUGUAUAUUCCUUAUGCAGGCUCUCGUACUAUAUUAGAACACUUCGAUUAUUACAAUACAAAUUUCCAUUAUUAGCAAUUUUCUUUUGCAUUUUAAUGUGCCAUAACAUAACCAAAUGGUGAUAUCUUCUAUGUGAGACAAAAUUUAUAUUAGCAUCACAAAAAAAAACAAUUAUUAUUUUACCUUCUCUGCUUAUUAUAGCAAAAUGAAAAUGCCAAAGAUUUAAGAAUAGAUAUUAUGUAAGUUUCAAUAUUUCUUUUUUAGUUGCAUAUAGGAGCUGAUGUUGGAAACAAAUUGUUACUGUUUAUUAAAAUUUGAGAAAUAAUAAUAUUAUUUUUAUAAUAUUAUGAAAUUAUGACCUCAAGAAUUUUUGAUGUUUCGAAUUAUUCUUAUGCAACUUGUGAAUAUGGACUGACAAUUAAAAAAACGAGCUAGUUAUCUUAAUUGCAUACUCGAAUAAUAGUAAUCUCUUAGUUGCAAGGAUGAAUAUUUUGUAUUGACAGGCAUUUAUGAUAAUCAUGUGCAUUUUAUUAUAAUAGUUUUCAUUUAUACAUAAAACUACAACUUAGGUAAUAACAACUAGGCACAUAAUAAAGUUAGUAGACCUACGCUAGAAAUGGCAGAUGGAUAAUUGAAAUGCUAUUAAUGUGUUUGUCGUAACAAAGAAUGAAUGCUCUCAGGGUAAGGAACAUCACAAAAAUAAAUAUAUAUAUUUACAGUAGUAUUUGCUUAUAAUGACGUUCUAGAAAAUGUCUUUGGGCUCAGGAUCACACUUCUCAAAGUUUGAUUUAUGUAUAUGAUAUUCUUGGCGAGAAUUUACCUUCCAAGACAUCUUUCAGACUUUACGAGUGUCUGAUAACAAAAUAUGGUCCUAGAAAUUUUUCUGACAUGGUUAUCAAUUAUUUUUAAAUCUUGAAUAUUUUAUAAAAUGAAAAUAUAUCUCACUCACUAUAAAUAUCUCGCAAAGUAUGAUUGAAUGAGCAGUAUGGUCAUGAAUAAAUACUUUGUUCCUGGGCCCAAGGAGCAAGGACUAGUGACCAACACCAACACAUCCGGAAAAUAAAUUACAUAUUUUAGAGAGAAAAACUAAAAAUGGUUUACCACCUCGCAAUAUAAUUUAUGUAGAAUAUCUCAAACACACCAAAUGGGGGGAAGGAAUAACCGUAACUGGACAUAUUUAUUUAGAAAUAAAUCAUAAUUAGUUAUUCUAUAAUAUAUGGUUAACGAGUCUGUGACACACAUCUAGACCUUUGUUAUUUUAGAAAAGCUGAGAGUAUGCUGCCCUACUAAGUUAGGUGUCUCAUAGGCGUAUAUAGCAGGUAGGCCGGGUGGGCCGUGCCCACCCUAGGAUGGAUCUGUGUCCACCCUAGAAUGGACCUGUGCCCAUCCUAUGAUUCUGGGCUACCAAUAUGAAAUUCUAUUAUGAUACUAAUAAUAGACUUGAUUACGGGGGCCUGGCUCACCCUAGGAAAUAAUCCUAGAUACGCCAAUGUGUCUGUCUCAUAUUAUACUGAAGAAAAUACAAAAGUAAUAUGCAUUAUUAGACUAUAAUUAUGUGUGGUGAGCUUUGAAACAUCCCAAAGUCAUGGUACAAACUCCAUAAUUGUCUACUUUUCCCAGGUUCCCACUUUUGAGCUUUAAUAAAAUCACGAGGUCUGGCAUUCACAGCCUCUAAUAAGCAAUUUUAUUAUAUCUAAAGGCUUAUGGAAACCAAACUUCUUAUUCCAGUCACUCAAUAUUAAGAAUUGGUAAAAAAACAGUGUCAUAAUAAAUGUAUACUACUGUUAAACAUUUGCAUAAUAUCACAAGGCUCACAGAAAGGUUUUCUGUCAGCCUUUAUGUUUUGUUGCAUAUGUUACGCUUAAAGAUCGAAAACGCUCAGUGAGCGGAAAUAUAGCUCACAACCCGUUGUGGUCACAGUAAAAUAUCCACAUUGCGAAAUUAAUUUUCUUUUCAGGCAGGCUUUUCUUCAUUGCCACAACGCAUUGAGAUCGAAUAGCAUGUUAACCAAAACACGAAUUUCGCUAUUUGGUCUUUCUGUGAUUGCUACAACGCGUCGUGCGCGUUUUCAUUAAGAGCCAUAACACUAAUUUCGCAAUGUGGAUUUUUUAUUGUGACCACAACGUGUUGAGAGCUAUUUCUCCGUACACUGAGCGUUUUCGAUCUUUGAGUGUUACAUAUAUAUAAUUGCAACAAUCAUAGUAUAAUAUACUAUAAGAAUGAUCACUGGUUGAUCAAUAAUAAUCAUAAAUUCAAUGUAGGUACUGCAUUGCAUUUCAAAUAUGUAUUUAUAAAAAAAUAAUUAUGCUUAGAUUGGUAUGUUUUUUAUUUGGUUUGUUUUUUGUAUUUGUAGUAUAGACAGACAUGCAAUAAUUCUAUUAUAGUAUUUUGUGUAUUUUUUUCGUCAUUCAAUGGAAAUGUGAGCAAGUGUUUUAUAGUCGUUUUUAGGUCAAAUAUUUUUGUAUGUGAAAAUCAUAGCUUAAGAUGACAAUGAUGGUGGCAUUUUAGUGUGAUUAUAACGCAUAGAUCAUCGAUAUUACUCGUGAGUACUUUAUAGACUGCUUUGAGUUACAGGAGAUGCUUGAAAUUAAUUUGUAUAUAACUUUAAUUAUUAUUUAUGUAAUAAGAACAAAUGCGCAAUUUACAAAUAAAUCUUAUUGUAAUAUGUACUGCACUUUAUAAAUUAUUGAAUUAUAA